AUGAUUUCAUCUUCUUCCGAGGCUUACACUGCCAAACUAUUUGACCCAAAAGACAUCUUCUUGAAGCUAAGAAAAAGUUGGAAAAGACCAUUAGUUACUAACUUUUGCAUGAUUUUACUAUCUUUGGGCAUUGCGUUUUUUUACAUCAUUUUGAUUGUAAUAACCUCCAUCUUCCCGUCAGAUUCGUAUUAUGUUUUGUGCUUAGGAGUUAUAGGUCUUACCAUUCUAGUUUGGUACUUUUACUUGGAUGCCCUUUGGGAGGUAAGUCUGAUUGUUUCCGUUUUAGAAGAGGGGUCUAGUGGACUUAAAGUGAUUGGAAGGGCUGCAAACUUGAUCAAAGGUAAAAGACUACAAGCGUCGUUGAUGAUGGUAGUUUCUUUGAUUCCCCAUGGUCUUCUUGUUAUGAUGACUAAAUUCCUUACAAGCUAUAACCAGAGCUUGGACGAUGAGUUGGCUUUCACGAUUCCUUUUAAAAACUUGUUUUUUUGCUUCAUGAAGCUAUUUAUGUUAGUUGCAUUCACUGUUUUCUAUCAUGAACGGAAAACAAGCCAAGACGAGAAGGAGGAAGGCAAUAAUGGAAUUUAUCUUCCCAUUGCUUCUGGUGAUGGAGUUUAG
Molecule: messenger RNA, 615 nt
Organism: Erigeron canadensis
Lineage: Eukaryota; Viridiplantae; Streptophyta; Magnoliopsida; Asterales; Asteraceae
Exons: 1
Coding region: 1-615 (204 amino acids)
Source: RefSeq, a predicted model, not a curated record